AGCGGUUGCCUUUGUACCUUAUUGAAGAAAUCAGCCCCUUAAUCUAUUUUUGUAUUAGUUCAUUAAUAGAGACCAAAGAUCAUUUAUUUUGCAAUUGCACAUAUACAAUCAAUAUCAUUGUUAUCCUGUCGUUCCGAUCGUGAAUCCAUUUAAUUUGGUACUCUUUUUCCCACUCAGGCUCACCAAUAAUACCUGAGAAAUGGAUAUCAAUAAAUCACCCAGCCCCCAACUGCUCCACAAGCUCUUGAAUACAGUCAAGCAAGAAAGCCCUAGUGUUUCAAUUUCUACUAGCAAAAAUACGAAACCAAAUUUGAAGUUGAAUAUGGGGAAGAAUCAUUCUCAGACUCCUCGAAGUUUAGCUUCUAUUUCCGGACCCUUUUCCCCCGGGAUUUUCACAUCCAAAAGGGUAUGGGUUAGGCGAACAAAUAGUACAGCUACUACGGUUAUGGUGAAUCAGAAUGAUAUAGUUGAUGAUUUGAAAACCCAUAUAGUCAACAAGUUUCCUAACGCACUAGGAAAGCAUUUUGAUUCAGCGGAACUUGUGAUAAAAAUCGACUUGCAUUCCAGAAAGCAAGCAGUUCCCGGAGUAUCCACCACAAAUGCCAAUGUUCCCACUCCUCCUCACAAGAAAAUGAAUGUAUGGGCGUCAGGACCUGAGGCUUCAAAAUCUUCAUCUUCGCCGUCGCAACAACAUCAGCACAACGCAUCUUUCAGUUUAAUGACACUAGAACCUGAUCAGAACGUCUGGAAUCUACUUGAUCUUUAUUUUCCUGGUGGAAUGAAUAUGAGUGACGCAUUCAUAAUAGAAACUCCAGAUGCAAAUGAGCCUUACGAGUUAGGGUCAACGUCUCCAGUUAACCAACAUCUUUAUGCUCCAGGUCACUAUUCUAACCAUCAAAUCAUUCAACAUACUCCACAAGCUAAAGAUCAAAAUACUUACAGAUCUGUAUCCCCAAACUCUGCAAAUUCUAGUCAGGGUUACUUUCACCCCAAACCACAAUACUUAUUGGGACAUAAUCAUAUCUAUCAUGAUAGAUCGGUAUCUCCAUCAAAUAAUCAAAAAGCUCUGCCAUUGCCAAGUGGAGUCAAUUUGCAUAGAAGAUCACACUCGAAUCCUCCACAAUCCCCCGUGUCUUCAAACAAUCUCAACUCAUCACAUCCUAACCAAAAGGCUCAUGCUUCAGGAACCAACCAAGCAGUGCUAUUAUUACCAAAGAACUUUUCUCUAUCAAAUUCAGCUUCUGGAGUCACCGACAAGAAACGGUUGAGUUUGGAUGAGAACUUUGUUAAGAAGAACAGAGACUCUGCAAUAUCGCCUAUAAAUAAGAACUUGACUAACCUUAAGAGCCCAGGAGGAAUAUUGGAGGAAGACACAGAGCCUUUUCCCCUGAUGAAACCAAAUUUACCCAAACUCGAUGUCACCACAGUGAAAAAUGAAUCUAGCUUGGAGAGUCCCAAUACUCCGACAGAUGCAAUACUUGUAGCUGACACUGAAAACAGGCUCUCUUUGAAUUCGGUUACUCAGUUGAAGAAACUGGGAGAAGAACAAUUGAAAAAUUUGGGUCCUGGUCCGAACAAUUUAGCCAACAAUGCUUCGUCCACAAAGACAUCCCCACCAUCAAACACAACCUCAAGUACAUCGAAUGGCACUCAUGAAAAAUCUGCAAAGGUCUCUAGAACCCUGUCAGGUUCGAAGAAGAACAUAUUGGGAACUUCUGCUACUGAAACUGUGUUACCUUCGAUUUCUGUAUUGGUGGUUGAAGAUAACGCCAUUAAUCAAGCCAUUUUAGGUGCGUUUUUGAGGAAACACAAGAUCCACUACGAGAUCGCUAAAAAUGGAGCUGAGGCCAUAACGAAAUGGAGAAAAGGAGGGUUCCAUUUAGUGUUGAUGGAUAUUCAAUUGCCAGUUAAGUCUGGUAUUGAAGCUACCAAAGAGAUUAGACACUUGGAGAGAAUUAAUAGAAUUGGUGUGUUUGCAGAAAAUGAAGUAAAUGGGUCCUUGUAUCCGAAUGAGUUGACUGACAGCGAAAAGUUAGAUAUGGACCUUUUCAGAUCCCCAGUGAUUAUUGUUGCGUUGACGGCUUCAUCAAACGCUUCGCUGGAUAGAAGCAAUGCACUUAGAGCCGGAUGUAAUGAUUAUUUAACGAAACCAGUAAAUUUGGUUUGGUUACAAAACAAAAUCACUGAAUGGGGUUGCAUGCAAGCUUUAAUUGACUUUGAUGGCUGGCGUAUCAAGAGAUCAAACUUCAAUGGAAGUUCUGCCAAAAUACUUGCAGCACAAAAGUCGAAAACAAGGUCAAGGUCAAGCUCUUACAACAAGGCCCAUUAAUGAUCUUUUAGUUAGAAACAAUAUUUAUAUAGCAUGAAAAUAUUUUGGAGCGUUUCCGCACUUUGAAA
Molecule: messenger RNA, 2397 nt
Organism: Yamadazyma tenuis ATCC 10573
Lineage: Eukaryota; Fungi; Ascomycota; Pichiomycetes; Serinales; Debaryomycetaceae
Source: RefSeq, a predicted model, not a curated record